AUUUUUUUAUUUUGUCUGUGUAGAGAUGGCUCCUGCUGGACACGGAUUUAACUUGUUUUUCCUUCAACAUGUAUUUUUUUUUUCUUUUUGUUGUUCUGAAACCUGUUGACAACAUAGAACUAUAGCAAGAAAUAUGUCUUUCUUUGUUUCAUUACUGUUUGUCAUUUUCAUUCUAAUCUUUAGUGGGCUUUAUGUCUUGGGAGCAUUUCGAAGGAGAUAUCCAAAUGAGCCCCCUUUGGACAAAGGCUAUCUUCCUUGGCUGGGACAUAUACUUGAAUUCAGAAAAGACACUGCUACGUUCUUGCAGCGAAUGCAGAAGGUACAUGGAAAUAUAUUUACAGCACAGAUUGCAGGCUAUUAUUUUACAUUCUUGAUGGAUCCCUUUUCUUUUGGAACUGUUGAAAAAGAAGCCAGGGCAAAGCUGGAUUUUGAGAUAUUUGCAAACAAAUUAGUCGUAAGGGUCUUUGGCUAUCAUCCUAUCGAGAAUGAUAAUAAGAUAUUGCAGGCUUCAAACAAGUACCUGAAGGGAGAUGGACUUGCAGUUUUGACUGAAGCUAUGAUGAAGAACUUGCAGAAUAUUAUGCUUUACAACGUUGGUAAAGAAAAUGAGAGGAAAGAAUGGAAACACGACAGGCUUUUCAACUUCAGCUACAAUAUUGUUUUUAGGGCUGGGUACCUUACUUUGUUUGGUAAUGAACCUGCAAAACAGAUGGGCAGCCUAGAUAAAGCAAAAGAAUAUGACCGCUGUCACUCUGAUAACAUUUUUUAUGAGUUCCGAAAGUAUGACCUCCUCUUUCCUCGACUUGCUUAUGGUGUACUUACACCCAAAGAGAAAAUGGAAGCAGAGAGACUUAAAAGGAUGUUUUGGAAUUUAUUUUCUGUAAAAACAAUGCUUGAAAAGGAAAAUAUUAGUCCCUGGAUAGCAGAGCAACAACAAAAGAAAGCAGAAGCUGGGAUGCCUGAAUACAUGCAGAACCGAAAUAUGUUCUUACUUUUGUGGGCUUCCCAAGGCAACACAGGACCCUCUUCCUUUUGGUUACUCUUGUACCUCAUGAAAUAUCCUGAUGCCAUGAAAGCAGUGAGAGAAGAAGUGGACAAGGUUCUUAAAGAGACAGGGCAAGAGGUGAAGCCAAGUGACCCUCUGGUGAACGUCACAAGGGACAUGCUGCUGAAAACCCCAGUCCUUGACAGUGCAGUGGAUGAAAGUCUUCGAAUGGUAGCUGCACCUGUCCUUAUCAGAGUUGUGACAGAAGACAUGAAUCUGCAGAUGGCUGAUGGGAGGGAGUAUGCCCUCCGCAAAGGGGACAGACUGGCUCUCUUCCCUUAUCUUGCUGUGCAGAUGGACCCAGAAGUGCAUCCUGAACCUCACAUAUUUAAAUACAACCGUUUUCUGAAUCCUGAUGGUACAAAAAAGACUGAGUUUUACAAGAAUGGUAAAAGGGUGAAGUAUUACAAUAUGCCAUGGGGUGCAGGGGUCUCAAUGUGUCCUGGGAGAUUUUUUGCUGUUAAUGAACUUAAACAGUUUGUUUUCUUAAUGCUUACUUACUUUGAGUUUGAACUGGUUAAUCCAGGAGUAGAAAUCCCUCCAAUAAACGCCAGCCGAUGGGGUUUUGGCAUCAUGCAGCCAACACAUGAUAUCCCAUUUAAAUACCGACUCAGAUAUUAACAUCUUAGUAUUUUUGGAAACAAUUUUGAUAUAGUCACUGUUAACUAAUUUUAGGAUUACCUCAUCUCAGUGUAGUGCUGCAAAAUUCAGAUUUAGUUGUUUGUGAUUAUUUUGGAAAUUAAGUAAAUCCUCUUGAUUCCUAAACUGUUAAUCAAUGUAUACAUUUAGCAUAUGAAACAGGUAUAAGACAUUUUUUAUUUCGUUACUAGAAAAAGAAAGGCAAUGUUGAGCCUUUUCUCUCAUUAUCUUUGCUUGUUUAGAAAAAAUAUAUAAACAGCAGUCAGUGGAAAAGUUAAACAAGUGGUAAUUAGGAUGUGCCUGGAUUAGAUCCCACCAUUGUCACAUUCUGUGUUGAGCCAAUAAUUAAACUGACAAUACAGACUUAGCUUGAUUCUGCUGUAGAUUUGUAUAGUAGCAGCCUUUCCUUCUGCCCCAAAGCCACAGUUUUUAGUUGUAUAACUGUCUACUUGACAAUCUGCUGUAUAACAGACACUGGCCCCUGUCUUAGAACCAUAGAUUUUGACAACAGAUAAAGACCACACAAGAUCCACUUGACUCAUUAAUUAAUGUGUGAGUGCCAUGUGCUAAAAUUCCAGCACAGCACCUCUCUUUACAAAAAAAAAAAAAAAAUGAAAAACGUGAGAACUGAACCUGAGUCUCCAGACUAAAAGAUUUGCAAAAAAGAUUUGAAAUAACAGACUUGAUAACCACUUGUACAGCAUUCCUCAGACAAAUGUCCUUUGAAAUAAACACACACUUUGAUA
This is a messenger RNA of Protopterus annectens (West African lungfish), 2430 nucleotides long. RefSeq names its product 7-alpha-hydroxycholest-4-en-3-one 12-alpha-hydroxylase-like. The record is from RefSeq and is a predicted model, not a curated record. Gene Ontology annotation, molecular function: heme binding; iron ion binding; sterol 12-alpha-hydroxylase activity. NCBI's taxonomy places the organism in Eukaryota, Metazoa, Chordata, Ceratodontiformes, Protopteridae. The transcript has a single exon. Bases 134 to 1666 code for a protein of 510 amino acids.